AUGAGUUCAGCAUCUGGCUUGGAACAGCUGGAAAAUCAGUUGGAAGGCUUGAUUGAAAACGUCCGACAGAUCGGAAUAGUUGUCAGUGAUUUCCAGCCUCAAGGCCAGAAUUCGGAGCUUCUGUCGCAAUUAUCGAACGUUUUUCCGACCGAGAUGGCUCAUUACCGUUUGAACAGAGGUGAAGAACCAUCGGGCUUGGAACAGUUGGAAAAUCAGUUAGAAGGCUUGAUUGAAAAUGUCCGACAGAUCGGAAUAGUUGUCAGUGAUUUCCAGCCUCAAGGCCAGAAUGUCCUUAAUUCAAAAAUUCAUGCUGUUGUCGCUGGGAUGCAGGAGAUUAAUAAAUUGAGGUCGCAUCCAUCAAUUCAGGAUAUCCAAGUUCCACUGGAAGUUUUCGACUACAUCGACGAAGGCCGAAACCCACAGUUAUACACCAAAGAUUGUAUGGAAAAAGCUUUAAGUAAGAACGAGCAAGUGAAAGGCAAGAUCGACGCUUACUCCCGGUUCAAGUCGGAGCUUCUGUCGCAAUUAUCGAAUGUAUUUCCGACCGAGAUGGCUCAGUAUCGUGCGAUUAGAGGCGAAGAACGUGCGUCCUUGUGA
Molecule: messenger RNA, 597 nt
Organism: Notodromas monacha
Lineage: Eukaryota; Metazoa; Arthropoda; Ostracoda; Podocopida; Cyprididae
Source: the annotation of a GenBank genome assembly